Porites lobata is the source of this 16488-nucleotide messenger RNA. The record is from the annotation of a GenBank genome assembly. Lineage: Eukaryota; Metazoa; Cnidaria; Anthozoa; Scleractinia; Poritidae.
AUGGCCAAUCCUUCGCCUGUCGACAGUUUUUUUGCGACGUUUACCGGCCUGAAAACAAUUCUCUAUCGAAAUAUAUCUCUGUUAACUGUUAUAAUAUUUCCUCUAGCAUAUCAAAUGAUCAUUGUAGAUUUUCUUAGCCAAGAACACAAGAGUGGAGCUUGUAACAAUACAGGUAAGCAGUUUCAAAUGUCUAUUUUAUUUUGCAUCCUUUUUUAUAUCUUCAUGAUCGCCUUUUUAUGGUUGAGAACCCCAAAGUCACUGAUAGCCCGUAAUUAGGUAAUUUUAUGAUAAAUGGCAGGGCGAUUUGGAUUUUCCUUAGUAUAUUCACAAGGUGAGGAUUUGAUCUACAACCUUAUGACGUUUAUUAUUCACACUGUGGUCAUAAUAUUCAAAACAUUGAAGUUGUCUUGUCGGCAGGUGUCCUGCUCUUGGGCUUAAGGAGUUUAUAGAAUUGUAUUCGCUGGCUACAAUGUAUAUAAUGUUAUAUUUCUUGCGCAGAAAACUGUCUAAUGGCGAUGGGAACCAAAGACCCGAAAAAAAAUAGUAGUGGAAUCGGAGGAGGAACUAAGGUAUAAUUAAAUGUGAUAAUAUAUUAGAUGACGAUUUUUAUUUUUUAUUUUGUUAUUUUUACUUACUUCUUUUUUCAUGUUAAGUCGAUCGUUGUGAGGGCUAUUUUGUUUCAGGGCUCAUUUGUGUGUUAUUGUUCUCAGAUAUAAAAGCGUGUACCACUUUUUGGGUCGAAACGGGCGAACAAUUCUUUUGUAAUUUGUAAACAGUUUAUAUGUUCACUGUCCUUUGUUCCAGUGUCUCUUGUGCGAUUUCUUUGUCGUCUGUGACCCAAAAAUAUUACAAAACUAUUUGCAUAUUAUAAUGUAGAAACCGAUUUAAAUUUAUAUUGUAAAAUUUUAACGAAAAUGUUAUCUUAGAAAAUUACGUGAGCUGAUACGAAAAUAGUUGCAUACCCUUGGACAUCGAGUGACAGCGGUUGUCAAAUAAAAACACGCGACUACUUUCACUCACGGUCAAAGUUGUAUGGUCGACGUCAAUGGUUAAAAUAAGAGUCGCUUAAACUAUUUCAGUUCACCUUCAGGAUUUCGAUACCGUAGGGCAAAAAAAUAUGGGCAAUCUCAGGCUCGAAUAAAACUUAAACACCUACAAAUAUAUUUGUUAAUAAUACAGAAAUCUUAAUCACCUGCACGUGACUGUCACGAGGGGUAUUAUAAAGCCUAAUGUCUACCGUGACAAGUGAUGUUAAAAAUGUUUAAACUUGUCUUUCUUAUAUCACACCAUUGCUGUCCGUAUUCUUAAGCUCCAAACCACUUACAAUUUUCCAUCACUGCUGUUAAAAGUGUGCUCCUGGUUGUUCAUUUUUUGCGUAUUACACCAAUUUGUCUUUUCGACCUUCUCGUUGCCGUCACCGUAAAGCUCCCUAGUGAUGAUGACGAUGAUGAUGAUGAUGAUAACAAUGACGGCGAUGAUGAAGACGAUGAUGAUGAUGGUGUAGCCUGUUCCAGGCUCCGAGAUAGUGGUGAAAAGUCGUUCAGUAAAAAGAAAUGCGAAAAACGCGCGGGGGCAGGGAAGAGACCGGGCUCUCUCCCAUUUUUAGCAAUUUUUCUGGCCGCCACCACCCCCUUUCCCAAGUAGCGCGCGUCUUAUUUUCGCCCUGGCACGGGCUAAUGAUGGUGAUGUUGAUGAUCUCUUUUUCAGACCAGUCCCCUUUUCAAUACGAGGCAUGUGUUAGAAAUGGCAAAUUACAUAGGAAUGAUGAUGGGCUCCAUAAUAUUGUGUCUAGUGGCGGACGCUAUUGGUAGACUGAAGACUCUGUUUGCAUGUCUUCUCAUUGCUUUUAUUGGAGGUCUGUCCAGCGCAUUUGCUUUCGAUAGCCUGAUAAAUUUCGCCAUCCUUCGUGGAGUUGUUGGAUUUGCAGCAGGUAUGUCGCUCACCUGUUUAGCAUUUUUAAAAAUUACCGUGAGCUCCGGGAUGUAAUUUAUGCUCACUGUAGAAAUCGAAGGUUUUGUAAUGAUCUUACCAUUUAAACGGAUAACGAAGAUGACGUUUUAGGCCAUGUUUGCACUAUGCCAUAUAGCUUUUGCGCCGGCGCGAAAAUCAUACCGGACAGGGCUUCUGUUCACACAUAAGAGCGGUGAUUUCGGCGCGAUUUCUGUAACGAAGCGAAGCUGCGCCGCGCCUAUCGUUGGAGCGUCACAUCUCGGAUAGGCUGCCACAGUUUGGUGUAGUGCGAACAGGUAUUUGGACCGUAGCAGCAGUAAAUAAAUAAGAAAGGGGAAUGCAACCCACUGACACGGAAAUAUUCUGGAAUGAGGAUUGGGAUUUACUUCACCAAACCCUCCUGGCCAACCGCUCCGGCAGGAUGUUCGAUGUGUGGGAACGACUUAUUCCAGUUAUAUGCCUUAGGUGUUUACACUAUACCGGAUAGGUUCCCCCCGGGGGGGGGGGAGGUACUUCCUAGUAAUAGGCUAAUGGGUAUGUGCCGUUGGAUGGGGUCGCAUUUUCACGACUGAAUUGACUAUUAUUAGGAUUGCAUAUUUGUAAGAGUUACUAGAAUGGGGUCGCACAUUUUCAGGAUUUUUGGGGUCAGAAAUUCAGGUAUAUAGGGAUGUGAAAGUAGAAAGAUUUACACAUAAUUAAGUACAAAUGUGUCACUUCACUUCAGGAUGACCAAGUUAAAAGGCUUUAUAAGGUAGUUGCAUAAACAGAAAGUGGCGAAGAUAAGAUUGCGAAAAUUACUUUUUUCCCAAAGUGACUAAGAUGGAGUCUAUAAUUGGCCACAAAAUAGACUAUAAUGGGGUAGGGGUUCUGAGAGGCCAGCGGCACAUAACCAGCAAAAAUGAACCGAAGUAAUCCCCCGGGAGGUUUUCUUUCAUGUGGGCACGAAAUGCUAUCCAGUAACAGUGGUGGAUCAUACUGGGAGGCGGGGGCGGCGGUCAUCCAGACCCUGAGAUAAGGGGGUGGCCCGGUCUCUAAAAUUUUUUUUCCGACCCUUCGGGCCUCAGUUUGGUCUAAAAGUAAGGGGGAGGGACACGGGCCCCCGGGCCCCUCCCCUGGAUCCCCCACUGGGUAUAGCGUGAAUAUAGCCUUAUUUUCCUUGUCACCUCCUCACCUGUCAUUUCUGCGUGGUCAUCCGAGCCACAAUCUGUUGGCAGAAGAAAAGUAGCUGAAGUAGCUAGUACUUUCGUUCAAAGUCCUCUGAGGUAUAAGUAAGCCGGCCCUAGGGAAUCGAACUCGGGCCUCCCGCCAUGCAGAGGUUUACCAAGUAAGCUAACCGUUGUCGAGCCGGCUCGGUUUUGUUUUUUGUUUGUUGUAAGGUUUUUAUUUGUUUGUCUUUUUUUUAGUUUUGUAUCGUUACUUAUGCUAAACAAUUCCGGCGAAGGCAGCUAGAAGGAUACUACAAAAAGAAAAAAACGAACAUCGUCGAAAAUUGCCAAAAAAACAAAACCCUAAAAAGUGAGUAAAAAUUGAUUAAGAUGUAUAUUAUAAUAACUAACUCAAUUACUUUGUUUUUUCUUUUCUGAAAAAGGAGGUGCCUUUCCAGUCUUGUUUAUCCUGGCGGCUGAGUACGUUAAUCCAAAGGCACGAGCCAUUGUUUUAUCUAUUUUGUGGGCAGCCACCACCCUCGCUAUAAUGUCGUUAGCUGGCGUUGGCUACAUUGUUGCAAAUCGUCGAAAUUUAAUGCUGAGCAUGACACUUCCAAUCUUACUUGGUAUUUUGCUAUUGAAGUGAGUAAUUCUACAAUCCAGCUCCAUACACACGUCUUCUAUCUCCACUUUUCUUUUAGUUUCAGAUUCAGAGUCGGAUUUUGUUUUUUUACGUUAUUAUACAACUAUUAUACAGCUGUUAUAGUGUUCUCGAAAAACGUGGAACUUUUAUUCUCCUCAGGAUUCUCCCCGAGUCGCCUCGAUGGGUCCUUCUUCACUCAGCCUCAAGUAGAUGUACAAGUGAAGCGCAAGGUCUGCUAGAGAGAGCUGUGACUGAGGAUCAGAGGCAAACUUCUAAAUACCGAGAUUUUUUGUCCUUGUGGGAAAAGUUCUACUUGCCGCCUAAAUCAGGCGGAACGGGCUGUUUCACUUUUCUUCGUCUUAAGGAACCUCGGAAAACAACCAUUGUUCUGGGGUUUGCUUGGUGAGUUAGGGAGCGUCAGUUUUGUACAGAUACGUUUACAGUUUACAGUAGAUUUUACUAAGCACUCACUCGGUGGGUGGGAAUGUUCUAAUAAACAUCCCAUGUAAUCAACCACGUCUUGGUAAACCGUCGUUACAUAGAUGUUUUGCUUGCACUUAGCUGGAUGUGUAUGGUGCACGCUCUAACUGUGUCGACUUGGCUCAUGUGAACAGGUCUGUAACUGAUAGAUUAUGAGCUAUAUUUCAGUUCUGAAAGGUCAGGAUCGUUCAAAACAUGUUUAGAUGGUUCCUUUGACUCAUAGAUGAGAGUCCUGGAAUGCUGGAUAGUCAGCUACAACCAGAUGCAACAUGGCUUCAGGCAUUGUAACUUAUUAGGUCCCAAAAAGGUGUUUAUCAGCUGUUGAUCAGACUUUCCAUGUUUCCUCCCCAUGUCAAGGCUCGAUUUCCGCUGUUCUGUUGGCCCUGCCCGAGAAUAGACAGGGGAGGGAGAGUGCGGGCUCAUUUCCCAAACAUCGGCUGGUAAUCGAGGCUAGUCCAAUAUCAAAGUUGCAAGGAUCCAAGAAAUGUAAUUACCACUUAAAACGGGGGAAGGGGUAAAGAAUCCCUUGUAUUCAAACGAUUUUUCCCUCUGAGGCACAGAGCGAAAAAGUGUUCCUUUUUGGCAAGACUGUCUCAUCCAUUUGACUCUGGUAGUAGCUGUCCUUUCGUUAUCCAUUGGGAAAUUUAACACGGUUACCAGCCUAUCACCGGUGUUCAUUUGGGACAGAUUUCCGCCCCUCUGGGGAGUGAACUGUUGCUUUUCUUUUUCUUAAAGUAUUCUUUUUAUCUUUCCAGGUUUGCUCUAGGAAUGUUGUAUCGUGGAUUAAACACGAGCCUCAUUCAGCUGCUAAGUAAUUUCUAUGCUAACUUCGCUGUUCGUGAACUUGUAAAUCUAUUUGGUUACGCUAUUUUUCUUGUCUUCGUUACUUGGUAAGUAUCGCCAGUCCUUUUUUUUCCAUCUCGUUUGUUACAUGUAUUAUUAUCAAUAUCAAUAUCAUCAUCAUUAUCAUUAUUAUUAUUUAUAUUAUUAUAAUCUUUAUCAUUUUUAUUCUUUAGUUAUUUACUCGUUGCGGCCAGAACAAGCUAUUAGAGAGCUUUAGAUUCUGAGACGAGGACGACUGCGAGUACGAGAUUUUCUAAAUACUGAGUGUUGCUCACGCGGAACCAGCGUCAUUUUGGCUUGAAAACGUGAUAGCCGUCGUCAUGCUCGAUUUAGCAAGAAUGUUGUCCUAACGGAAACCAGUUAUAAAGUGUUAGAGGUUUUAACAUUUUGCGGAAGGAAGAUGGCUUUAGCUACUUCUGUAAAGAUAACAGUGCUAAUUUUUUGGUGAAAAAGAAGUGCAAUGAAGCUUUCCAGGGUGUCUAUAAUUUGAGAAUACGCAAGAAAACUUAAGGUCAAAUCUCGUACUCGUAGUCUUUCUUGUCCUAGAAUCUAAAGGUCUCUAUUGUAUCACUGAAGGGUCAGGAAGUAAGACAAAAGGCACAGGAUAACCAGUUCGUUAAGGAGUUAUGUGUAGGUUUUAAAAAGAGUGAUUGAGAGAAAUGUGCGCCUGUCACCCUUGGAAACGUCCUAAAAAUUUAUUGUUGGGAGACGAAGAAUGGCAAUUUUUGAGGACUUGUUAGCAUUUUAUUUGUAAAAAAGAAAAAACAGUUUAACCUCCCGUAAGCGACCACCCAAAAUGCAAAGGCUUGGUGGUCGCUUAUGAGAGUCGGACCGCAAGGGCGAAAUUUUUAAGUCGACCUAGAAUGGAGUGGUAUAUUUAUUCCAAAAAAAAAUAAUGAAAGUGUUCUUUCUGCUGCCAAUUACUGGUAGUUUUAUUGACAAAAUCAUUAGCUAUUCCAUAUGACAGUUCAUGUACGGAAGUGCACUUAAUUAGAUAACGCGCGCUAUAAAUUUGUGGUUCAAAAAUGUUACUUGUCUACGUGACUUCUUGUACUUCUUGUCCCUAAAACGUCUGACGAACAAAAACCUAACUUCUUGAACUGAAACCUGGAAAUCUGAGUCUUUUUCUCAAGGGUUAUGGUUAAUACUGCAGUUAUAGAUCGAACUAAGAAACACAGUAAUAGAUGUGUCGACAAUAAUGAAAGCUAAAGAAUAUAUUCCUUUUUGUCCAUUUUAACAAUGUACUUCACUGUUUAGUAAGACCAUGGGUCAAGUGGUCGCUUACCGGAGGUUGAAAACAAUAGAAAUUUCUAAAACUGUCAGCCGAAAAAGUGGUCGCGGUCGCUUGCAGGAGGUGGUCGUUUAGGAGAGGUUUCAGUGUAAGUCUUUGACUGAGAACAUUUGGGAGGUGGUCGCACGUGGAGGUUCGACUGUACGUUCAAAAGGGACAGACGAGUUUAAAACCUUCCUGCUGGGCUAUUUGUCUCUUUAGACAGCAAGGUGUUUCACUUUUAAAUUUUGUUUUUAAUUUUGUAGGUUUGAUCGUCGUGUGUGUACCGUCAUCUCCAUGAUUCUAGCAGGCACCUUCUGUUUGAUAUUUUCCGUUGCCUCCGUUGCAUUUUUAAAAGCAGGUAUUGAUUAUGUUAGUGCCAAGUGUUGACUUUAACCCUCGGACGUACAAGCAAAGUCAUACCCCCACCGUGGUACAAGGGGGGGCGUGGAUGGAACCCCUCCCCGGAGUUUUUGAUAUGUUGCAGUAUUUCGAAACGAUUUAACGUUUAGUGGAAAGCCUUUGAUCUUCUUAACAAGAUGAGGUAUAUUUUUUGGGUGGUGACGCUGCUGGAGGCCUGUGACGUCACCAACAAUGGUCGCCAUCUUGGCCGCUAUCUUGGAUUUUACCAAGAAUUAGAAAUCAGGUUAAAAUCGCGAGAAGUGGAUAUUUUUUGUGCUUUACAUGAAAAAUAACACAUAAAUAAGCACUUUGCAUGAUUUUAGCCACACGAUUUACUUUCAUUGUUGAAAAAAGUUGAAAAAACAUGUACUUUCACUCAAAAAUGGCUUGACCACCUGCUACUUAUGACGUCAUAUCUCGUAACCAUAGAAACGGACCAUCACUAAACUUGUCUCAAAAAGCGCGCGAGGGAUAAACGAACAGCUACUGAAAACGUCAGAUGCUGAUAUUUUAUCCUCUAGGAAAACUCUCAUAAAAACAUUAUGUACGUCCGAACGUCCGAGGGUUAAGUAGUUUCGAUCUCUCUCCUAAUUGCACUUUGAAUGAAAUUUAAAACUAUAGUCGAACCUCUCCUCGACGGCCAACUUCGUGGCAGAGGUAGUGGCCACUGUGGAGAGUUUUAAACGAGAGUGAAGAGGUAUAAGUAUUAGAAACAAGAGGGGAACCGGAACCAAAAUGCCUCUCGCAGUUGUUUCUGGGGUCGUUACCGGGGGGCGCCGGUCAGCUAUUGGUCAAUUUUUUCCCUUUCGUUAGUAACAGUCCAGACGUCUGCGGAAGUUAACUUGGUCCAGUUUUUUAUUUCGACAACAGAGGAGAGGGCCCGCGCAUACCUUAAAACCGAGCUGACCAAUGACCAGUAGGAAUCAAAGAAAGACUAUCGUCAACUCGUGGGAACGUUGUUUAGCAAAUAAUCAAAUGGUUAUCAACUCUGGUUUUGCCACAGUAAAUUGUAGGAAAUGAUAGAAAUUCAGAUUGUUUAUCCAUGUACAAUAUAUUUAAUGUACUAUCUUUGCUCUGGAAACACAAUACUUUUCUUUUUGUUUACUGCACUUUAUUUAAUAACAUUUAUUUAGGUAUAUAUUUAUAGAAGAACAACAAAACAAAUAAUCAAACAAAACAAGUCUGAGCAGCGAACGCCCAACGAUGCACUCUCUCAGCGAAGAAUUUGAUCCCACCGAACUUCGGAGAGCGCAUGCUUCUUCGGAAACGAUAGAUCUUCGCACUCUCGAGUUCGGACCCGAUUAAUUACGAAGUCCGUCUACUACGAGUGAGCGAGUGACUCAUUUGCAUAUCUCUGUCCCUGCAAUAACUCGUGGUACGCUUACGCGUCCCCACGAGUUAAAAAGGGCAAAUUUAGCACCGAAAGUCGGAUUCGGUCCUUUCCGCGCGCUUUCUUGCUCUGUGUUAACGUUGCAUUGUCUUGGCUUAAUCUGCCUAUUUAUCCGCCGGAACGAAACACAAAAGCCGUUGUGGAGAGCUGUUCGUUUAGUAGAGCUGCCACUGUUUAUGGUGGCAGUUAAAAUAAAUUUUCUCUGAAUAAGCUUUUUACACAGCUGCCUUACUGUUUUUAACAGCGUAGUGCAAUAGCAGUCAUCUUUUACUACCAUUGGAGCGCAAAGGCGGAGAAAUAGGCUUUCUUGCACAAGGGAACUUUCAAAAACUUCUCUUCUAAAGGCCCGUUUACACAGACUCUGUUUUCUUACUAUUUUUGAUGCGAUUGUAAUUGCCCGUGUAACCUAGCGGCGAUUUUAUGGUGAUUUCAUGGGGAUUUAUCGCUGCCAAAUCGCCGUUGUUUCGAACCUCAAAUUUUUCAUGCCAUUUGGCGGCGAUCAUGCGAUGAAGAAACCUACAUUAGAGGACCCUCAGGGUGUUUCGUUUAAAUGGCAUGCGCCCUACAUUACAGCACUGCACAAGGAUCGGCAGCCUCGUCUACAAGUCAGUACAUGCUAGAGUGAGCCGAACGGGAUAGCGAAUUCUCCCAAAACAAUUUUUCCUGAGGGGAAGGGGGGUCUAUACACAGGCUUUUUCUGACCAUAUGUUGUUUCAUUCUCGAUUAUCUAUAUUCUGCUUCACAGCCGUUCUUUGAGUCGUCGCGCAACGAUCGAAAUAAAGAACGGGUGUGAAGCGACUAGAUUAGGGACCUUAAGAUCCGACGACGGCGACGGCGGCGAAGAACGUCAAAAAAGCAAUAGGUUUAGUAACCAAAACAACAAUUUUGCGCGUGCAUCACGCUCUUUUGUACAUUUCUUUGCCGUCACUGCACGACUACGACCUGAAAAUGCCCAAUUUCACGUUGUACAGAGGACGUACAUAAGCGACGACGAAAUUUCCUCUCUCUAUCCGUGAACUUGGAUAUGGUUCUUAGGAAUUCAAGGUUAGGGGAUCCACCUGCAUUUGACAAAGUUAGUGACCUGGAGUAAUCGCGAUGAAGAUUAACAGAACGGGAAUUUACUUUUUCGGCGACGUUUUCACUGCCGUCGCCGUCUUCGGAUCUAAACGUCCCUAUUAACUCCAGUUUCACCCCACUUUAGAGCAUGGCACCGUCGUAGCUGUUAUUCAACUCAUCGGCCGGCUAUGUGUAAUGGUGUCCCUCUCUUCACUCAGUUUGUAUUCCAUUGAACUCUUUCCAACGGUGGUCAGGUAAUUACUGUAUUUUGUUUUAAACAAUUCACUGUAAAAAGGGUUGCGUCGUGGUUAGAGCACUCUACAGUUCCCCACCAAUGUGUUCCGGAUAUUCAUAGUUCCAAGGCGACGGUUUGUGUGAUAUCUUAACGAUUUUACCGACCUAAUACCGGGAUGUAAAUGUAAAUGUAAAUAGUUUUGUGAGCCUGAGAAUAAAGCCGCCUAUCAUCAGGGAAAGUUUUGCCAAAGAGACGUCGGCGUUGUGGCCCAAAGAAUUCCUUACUGAUGACGUACUUCUGUCCAAAAUCUGGUCAGGAGCUCUGAUUGGUUGACGUAGUAGUUUUACUCAUUCAGCUGUUGUUUGCAAAUUACAGACAAAAACCAAAUGGUCACAACGAUCAAGUUUACAGCGCGCCGAGCUACCAAGACACAGUUAUUUCCUUAGGCUUCACCAAAUUCGUAGCAGAAAUUUUACAAAAAUAUCGAGAGAUAGAAAAAAAGACUUCUGGAACCCCACUUCUUCAAGAUUGAAAAUGUAAACAUUGAUUUACCUCAGUAUGGAAUUUUUUGAAGCCGAAACGCAGACGUCUCUCUCGCGAUUGAUCCCAGCGACGGCGAGCGAUGAGAGGAGGCUGUAUCAGCAGGCUAUUUUUGUUGUUGUUGUUGUUGUUUGGCUAUCACAUUCUACUCCUCGCAUUGAGUGGUUUAAUCCAUGCUCCAUUUUCCCCUCACCUCAAGAAGAAAUUGAUCUAGAUCAAGCAAACACGCGUUAGACUAUUGUAGUUCUCAGGAGUUUUUGUGGACAACCCAGUUAUUGUUGAAAAAUAUUAUACAUAGAUGCGGUGUAUCAGUGUUAUAAUGUAUCAGUGAAUAUACUCAUAAAGUAAAGACAAAGAUAGGCUACAAAAUUCAACAGGAAAUUUUCACAUUCACGUCAUGUUACUACAACAAUUCAAUUUUACUUUCUUAAUUAAAUGUAGUAAUUCCAGUGAGGUUUUAAUUCUUCCAACAGUCCCCCAAAAUCCUGAAGCAUGUUGGUACUGAGUUCUAGUAGAAUGACAUCAUGGUCACUUAUGGCCUAUCGCUUGUUUUGUAGGUGUUCCGCAAUGGGACUGGCGACGAGUUUGGCAUACGUCGGAGCAGGCUUGGCUCCGCUGAUCAUGACGAUUGAACGGUUGCCUCAUCCAGUACUGCCACUGGGCAUCAUGGCAUGCCUGUGUUUGACCACAGGACUCUUGUGUCAUUUUCUUCUUCCCAAGACCAAAGGCUCUACAGCGGAAACAUUUGAAGAUGGCUCGGAGUUGUCACGAUUCAAGAGUUGGAGUCCAAAGACUUACAGAAAAAUAGCUAAAACUAGCGAAUCGGGGGCUCAUAGUUUAGAAAUGGUUGAAAACAAUGUUACUGAUGAAGACAACGAUGAGUUUGCGGUGAGAUUUCUUUACACGCGAACGCUUUAAAUAAAUCUGAUAGUUUUUUUCGCUAGCACACGUGUGAAGCAACGCCUUAUCGCUUCCGCCACGAAGGACAUUUUGCUGUCUCUUUUACGAAGGAUCUUCCUUAGUUGUGACCCGCGUGAAAGUGGCCACACGACCGAGGAAUAAUAUGCUGGCUUCCUUUACGAGGAGUUUUAAGCAAACUCGACCGAAGAAUGCCCAAGGGUUUAGUUGCCGGAAAGCGCGUCUCUGUAAUAUUUAUUACGUUUACAAUUUGGUACAUUUAUCAGUCUUCCUUUCAGGAAGCAAACAAUAUCAAACCAUGAAAUGUAAGAGCAUGAAAGUUUUCUGUUAGCAAGCCGUUCUACCUUCCGUUGAAUUCAGCUCCGGAAUGGUUAAUCUCGAUAAUGGGUCAACAUGAGAAGAGUUUGAAAGAACAUAAAUUAAGUUUGCAGUUCUUUUGUGAAUUCUCUAACUGUAACGUAAACCAACUUUCGCUUUUUUUUCAGGACCUUCGUCAAAGCUGGGAAGUUUCGUUUGAUAGAGUUUCUCGCGCAUCACAAUGGGAGGUGAGUAUCUUCUGGUGCGAGUGGCGAUGCAUCUUUAGCUAAUUGUGUGCCCGGAAACCGGUCAUUUCGCCUACAAUUCUUAAGGUAACUGAUGGGCCUUAGAUGUGUAGGCCAAACAACUAAGAGAUAGUAGACGAAUCGACCUCAGUGUAGGCGAAACGACCGACAUUCGUGUACCCCAGUACCCUGAGUUGUUCGAAGCUGGGUUAAGAUAACCCAGGGUUAUUGCGAGAUUUGAACUCAGAUUUGAAAGCUUAAAAAGUAUUUUAGUUUUAAUUCUUUUUGUCUGCAAGUUGAUGAUUGGAAGCUCUAAAAAUAACAGAGAAAAUUAUCUGAGAAAAUGCUUUUGAACACAAGAAAAAGAAAUCAGAGUUAAUUUUAACCCUAGGUUAAGCGCUAAUCGGCCUUCGAACAACUGGGCCCUGGGUGCCAGAGUCGGUCUAUGGUCGAAGAUGCUCCUCGCCGCAAGCGAGAAAAACCCUCUGUUACCCAAGGAAUUAAUGACCGUUGAUGAUUUGUUUUUAAUUACUCCUUUUAACAGAUGCUGACUUACGAAGAUGCUAAAAGGAGGUAAGUUAAAUUAGAGAAGCGAAACAGUAGUUUUAUUACGGUGGCCGAGUGCCACAGCUUCACAAUAUAAAACAAGGCUGUCUCUUCAAGUAAUAAGCCUAUGGUUUUAAAAUUCAUUUGAUCUCGUCUUCAGAAAUGCGCCUUCCGCGUAGAGAACCGCCUUCUCUGUAGAAAUGAGCCUCCUUCAGAGAAACACACUUUUUGCGUGGAACUAAACCUCCAUAGUAGAAAUGAGGGUUUCCUGAAGAAAUGAACCUCCUCCUUUAGAAAUAAGUCCUUAACUCCUGUACCCCAACUCGCCCAACCAGUAAUUUCAACGCUACAACUAUUUUAUUAAAAUAGGGCCAGGAUUCGGAGAACAGGGAGGCACAUCCCCACUAAGAACUCCCAGGGAUACCCCUCGGGGGUUUUCCCGUCGUCGGAGUUAAACCUGUUGUCUCAUCACAAUCAAUCAAUCAAUCAAUAAUUUAUUUACCCACGUUAACGUCAAAGCGCACAAGUGCUCGUUCAAAAUACGAACGUGCAAAUAUCAAAGACCUUCAAGUUCGUCGAAAAUAUUUCACUACUAAUCUUCUUUUCAACAGUGUGCGAUAUGUCAUGAAACACUGUCUCCUUUUUGAUAUAAUGCGUUUUCAUAAUUCUCUCUUUUGCUCUGUAGGUCGGCUUGCUCAAGUACAGUAGAACAGUCACUCGACGAAGAAUCCCAUCUUUUAACAGAGGAAGAUAUUGAUAAGGUAUCAAUCAUUUACGACUUUUACAUAUUUUGAGCAAUAACAAUUUGCCGUCUGUUCUCUUUGGAUAGACUAUUUGUUUUGCAGUGUGCUCUGAAUCGCUGUAUUCUCCUUGUCGUGUGGUAAUAUAUGGUGGACUGUCAAGUCCUGAACUAUAGAAAAGCUAUGUUCUCUGGGAUUUCGUUCAGGUUUUCUGGGAACAUACAUGCCCAUUUGAGGUGGGUUACAAACGAGUUGCCCUUGUUUGUAACGAGGGUACCAACUCCACAACCCUUGACAGUUGGGAUAUGGUUACUGCUAGAAUUUGCUACGUUUCUUUAAUGGUUAUUUUACGUAUCACAGUUCAAGUGUUACGAGACGGGGCCUACGAUUUUCCUUCUUCAUCCGAGAAGACCAUAAAGUUUAACUAAUUGCAAAACCAGAGCAAAGACAGUGCAUUUUCCUCAGUUAUCUCAAUUGCGACCCUAAGGCUGGUGCGGCCGAGAACGCGGGCUUACCUCACCCUAGUGGCUCAAAAUGUGGAUAGUGCUGUGCACCGAAUAAAUUACUAUCCAAUGGUAAAGGACCGGUCAUUAUUUAUCGCCUGCGGGGGGGGAGGAUUUUAGGGGGAUCACUUGAUUUUUGGAAGAAAAAAAGUGGGAAUCAGUCAUAACUGAGAACCCAAAAGGGGGGAUGGCUAAAAACUUUGGAAGGAUUCAGAGGGGGAGGGGGCACUCAAAUUUGCUUGGAAAAUGAAGAAAAUGAAGCGCUAUCAAACGUUUGAAUAACAGGAGCCAAAUUUCUGCUUGCGAGUCCGCUCAUGUCUUAUCUUCUUUCAAUCAUUUUCUUUUAGCUUUCACGGCAUGUCCCAUCAUCCACCUGGAUACUGGUCUAUAGUACAAAUCAACAUGGUAUGAGCCUGAAUAUGCUCUAUCACAGGCUGAGAGACUUGGAAACUCCUGUCCUGUUGGUAGUAAAUGAUCAAGAGGGAUUUGUAAGUGAGCUCUAUUUAUAUAGUGUCAUCUGGAACCGAUUUUCGUGUUAAUCAUAACUCUAACAAAAUCCUCAAAUCGGAUUGCCUACCAGCUGACGGAUUUAUUACAUUUAGCUAUAGGGUAUUCGGACUUGUAGGCGUUUACACAAACACAGCCAAUUGGAAAAAAUUGAUUACCACUGUUCCCUUUAGCUUACGGAUUCAUAUUUUUGGGCACGCGACCAAACUCGGAUGUUUGUAUUUCGGGUUCAGGCAGUCCAACUAGCAUAGACCUAGCUUCAAGCCUUAUGCAUGUAUCCCUGACCUAUUUGACGAAAUUGCGCUCAUGUUUGGCCUUCUUCGAAUGAUUUCUGUCUCCCGCACAACGUUUACAUCAUAGGUAACUUUGCACAAAAGUGAAAAGAUAGCAAGAGAUACAGAUAGUGGGUCCCUCCACCACACACGUACACGGUUAUAUUGGGGCGUCUUUAUUUCCAGUAUCAUACAUUUUGAAAGUGAAAUCCAGUUCUUUUUGUUAACAUUUGUUUAUUAGGUGUUUGGUGUAUUUUCUCCCAUUUCUCCUCGGAUGGACGCUAGUUUCUGUAGGUUUGGAAAAUCAUAUUUCUUCACUUGUAGACCACAGUUCAAGGUAAGCUUAGCGAUAAGACCGAAAACUAUAUAUAUUGUCCAGUGUUUCAUCUCAGUGGUGGACGACCAGCCCUUUCUACCAGCGUUUUUUCUUCACCUACACACGAGGCCAUUUAGAAGUUUUUCAGUUUAUCCAAGCAGUAUACAGGACGCUUGUCAAUGAAUCUACUGACCGACUUAGCUCUCAAACGACUUCUCCCAUAAAGUAAAUUGGUGGUGUGGUUUUUGAGGGCUCAGACGUUUUCCUUGUCCCAAUUGCUCUUUUUUUCUGCAUCACUGUAACUCUUUAGAAACAGGCGAUAUUUAUGAGCUCUAUGUAGGGGAAUCCAAGACAGUCUCGAAUUCUGGAUUUCGGAUUCUUUGUGAAUGGAACUUGGAUUCCGGAUUUCAAUGGUUAGUACCAUUCCGGUUUCCUUGAGCUGUAAUUUCGGAUUCAAAAACUGAGGAUUCCAGAUUCCACCAGAUAAAAUUCCCGAAUUCCGGAUUUCAGAAGCAAACAUUUUGCGGAUUCCGGAAUCCGGAUUCCCCUACCUGGUCGAAAAGUUAUGUUCAUUAUCGGGGCCCACAUAGUCUUACCCUGGGUUCCAGAGAAUAUUUUUUCUUAUCGAUACAAAUGUUUCGCGGCGAAGCCCCGUCCACAAGGCGCGAAGCGCCGAGAGACGUCAACGAGCGCCGAAAGAAACGUCCGUCUCGGGAGCCUUAUCAAACCGUAAGCACGGUUUAUUUUAUCCAAGGUAUUAUAAGAACGGACUUCUGGAGGCAGGGUAACGUAGUCUCACAAUAUCACAUGUAAUUAGAGAUACAGGUAUCUACAUUUGCUUGGCUCUUUUUGUAGAUUUAUCCAUGCCGUGGAAGAAAUUCUUACUACAUGACGGGAGAUGCAAAUGGCCUUGCCUUCGGAAGCAGUGAGUAAGUGUUUUUCUUUUCGGCGUUUUUAUAUUUAAUGUCACUCUUCCUUUCCGGGUGUUGACGAAUAAUGCGUACGCUAUACUAUUUUGUUUAUGAAUUUAAUAAUAAUUAGUAAAGUACAUCAAUGAAAUAAAACUUAUUUUAAUCGACAAAGCAAUGAUCUUCAGUCUCUAGUUGAGUUAUGUGUUGCUCAACCGAGUCGUUCGCAGGUCACCGGUAGGAAAGAACCCUGGGAGCGAGGUUGUGUCUUGAUAAGUUCAUGUCUUUUAUAUCAAAACCCUUCUUCUUCUAGGAGUGAUUAUCAAAAUCGCGGGAGUCCGAUUUUUUCAAUCACGGGUAUGAUUACAGACCGAAUUGGACGAUACGAAUCGAAUUUCUGUUACAAUUUUAUCAUAAUCAUUACAAUAUUCGAGAAAAAAAAGCAUUAUGUUUUUUUGAAAGAGCUUUUAAUAUCAAUUAUCCAAAAUUAGGGAAAAUAUCAAAGAGACAUUGUGUAAUGUUACAAAUUCGUCCAUUUUUGCUUUGGUUAUUGUGAUAAAUUCAGCGAUUAUAGGCGUCCGAUUACAGUCAACUGUCCGAUUACAACCCUACACAAAAAUAAAGCAGUCAACGCACCAAUCAAAUUUGCGGAAAUUGUAACGGUUAUGAUUAAUAGUGGAAUUCUCUUUUUGAUCGGGCUGUUCUAGCCAGCCAAAACUGACAAACAGUAAGCGCCCCUAGUAUGCUGACGCGAGGACACAAAGAACGACUGCAUUAAAGACUAUGAAGUACCUUGAUCAAUAUUAAAUUUUUGUUAAUUUUCAGGGGGAAAUUUGGGCUUUGGUUAGACAGUGAUCUGUAUCAUGGUAGAAGCACUGCCUGCGAAACUUAUGACAGCGAGAUGCUUUCCGCCACCGAGGAUUUCAUUUGUCUUGGCGUUGAAGUCUGGACUUUUGGCUAGAUGGAAAAGCAAGAUCAGUCUCUGUCAAGUGCCAAGUAGCAAUCAGCCAUAUAAUAUGCGAUUUAAGGUGAUGUUACAGGGGACGAUUUCGCAACAACGAUUUUUAGCGCAACACAGCGUUGCAACAUUGUUGCGACAUUGAUUCAAAUGGUUGCAACAUUGUUCCACCAUUGCGAUGCUCUGUUGCACAAAAAAUAGUCGUUGCGAAUCGUCCCGUAUAACAUCACCUUUUCGCUUUUCAGAUAAGGAUACAAAGCAGCUGUCAUCUUAUUAUGGGCGUGCCUAAAAAGACUAGGGUAUCUUUGGGAAAAUCCAAUGAGC